Molecule: messenger RNA, 580 nt
Organism: Manihot esculenta (cassava)
Lineage: Eukaryota; Viridiplantae; Streptophyta; Magnoliopsida; Malpighiales; Euphorbiaceae
Product: DNA repair protein RAD50
Exons: 4
Coding region: 38-508 (156 amino acids)
Source: RefSeq, a predicted model, not a curated record
AGUUGUAGUAUUAAAGAGAAGAGUAUAGAGAAGGAACAUGGGAAGCAUGGGAAGCAGUGGAAGGCUAUCAAUGGAAGAAAAUGAAGAAGAAAAAGAAGAAGAGAGUUCAAAAUUUGACAUGGCAACAUUUGAAGCUAGAGAAGAGGAGAUUGAAAGGAAGAAGAUGGAGGUUAAAGAGAAAAUUGAAGUUCAAUUAAGCCAAGCCGAAGAAGAAGCUAAGCGCUUAACUCAAAUUUGGGAUGAGCUUGAAGUGAUGGUUGAUCCUAUGAGAAAAGAAGUUGGAUUUAUCCGCAAGAAGAUAGACAUGGUUAAUAGAGAGCUGAAACCACUGGGUCUGACCUGUCAGAAGAAGGAGAAAGAAUACAAAGAAGCAUUGGAAUCUUUUAAUGAAAAGAACAAGGAGAAAGCUCAGCUUGUUACCACAUUGGUAGAGCUGCUGACUGAAAGUGAAAAAUUGAGGACGAUGAAACUGGAAGAACUGACCAAGAAUUUGGAAGCCAAACCCUGAGAUGCCUAUUACAUUAGACCAAUUAAUUUUGCAUUUAUUAUUGUAAUUUUUAUUUUUAUUAGUUUAUGUUAA